ACCCGCAGCAAUUCAGCCGUCCUCUCACGCCAACCUGACACACCUCACCUCCCCUUCCCUUUCCGUUAGUUGCCGCUCGCCACCGCACCGCACCCCACCGCACCGCGAGAGGAAGUGCAUUGGCUCGCCACCGCCCGCCCUCCCCACCUUGCUUCCGCAGAAAGAUCCAUUCGGUGGCUCCCCUGCACACCGCAGCGAUAGUAAAGCCGCGGCCUUUCCUGCGCGCGCUUGCCUUGCCGCCGCGGCAUCCGCCCCGCCCCGCCCCGCCCCGCCCCGUGGAUAGAUAGGCAGCGAGUGAUAGAUCUGGGGGAGGCGCAGAUCUGACUGACCGGCCGGUGCUCAUUCUCUUCCCGCCGGUGAGAGUUUGUCGGGGCGGCCAUGGGGAAGAAGGGCAAGUGGCUGGGCGCCGUCAAGAAGGUGUUCAGCCCGGAGUCCAAGGAGAAGAAGGAGGAGAAACUGAGGAAGAAACUGGCUGCAAGAGACCCCAGCCCACCAGAUCUUACACCUUCUACUUCCUUGGAAGUCAAUGUUUCGAUGCCGCCGCCCCCUCCCGCAGUUCCUUCUCCGCACCAAACUGAGGAGGUUCAGGUCCGUGAUGUGGAGCUGGAGCUGGAGCUGGAGCUGGAGCAGGAGCAGGAGCAGAGCAAGCAUGUGACCGUGGAGGCAGCCCCUGAUGCUCCUGCUCAGACGUCGGCGGCAUUGCCACCUGGUGUGUCGAGGGAAGAGCUCGCUGCAAUCAAGAUCCAGACCGCCUUCAGGGGAUACCUGGCUAGGAGGGCAUUACGAGCCUUGAGGGGCCUUGUUAGAUUGAAGUCAUUGGUCGAGGGUAAUUCGGUUAAGCGUCAAGCUGCAAGCACACUGCGUUGUAUGCAGACUCUCGCACGGGUGCAGUCACAGAUACGUUCAAGAAGGCUGAAGAUGUCUGAGGAGAACCAAGCCCUCCAGCGCCAGCUCCUGCUGAAACAAGAAUUGGACAGUUUGAGGAUGGGGGAGCACUGGGAUGACACCACCCAAUCCAAAGAGAAGAUCGAAGCAAGUCUAAUAAGCAGGCAGGAGGCUGCGAUAAGAAGAGAGAGAGCGCUCGCAUACGCGUUUUCCCAUCAGUGGAAGAGCAGUUCAAGGUCCUCCAACCCAAUGUUUGUAGACCCAAACAACCCACACUGGGGCUGGAGCUGGCUGGAGCGCUGGAUGGCAGCAAAGCCUUCUGAGGCCGGCCGCACUGGAACCGGCAAGGAAAGCAACAUUGACCAGGGAUCAGUGAAGAGCAUGAGUUUGAACCUUGGGGAGGGUGAGAUCACUAAAGCCUUUAAUCGUAGGGGCUCCAAGCCAGAUAAGUCGUCACCGACGACUCCAAAGCUGACCCGCCCAGCCUCCCGGCUAUCCCCUUCUACACCCACUGCCAAAGUGACACCAAUAGUUGUGAAGAAGAAACCUGCUACACCGAAGAAUGGGCUUUCACAGGUGGACGACGACGCAAGGAGUGUGCUCAGUGUGCAGUCCGAGCGACCCAGGCGGCACAGCAUAGCCACCUCGACGGUGCGGGAUGAUGAGAGCCUCGCCAGCUCUCCGUCAGUCCCAAGCUACAUGGCCGCCACAAAAUCCGCCAGGGCCAAGUCCCGCCUUCAGGGGUCGCCACUGAUCGAUAGUGCAGAGACGACACCAGAGAAAGGAGGCUCUGUUAGUAUUGGGUCAGCCAAGAAGAGGCUGUCCUUCCCAGCAGGAGGGGCGCCCCCCUCGCCAAUGAGGCGGCAUUCUGGCCCUCCAAAGGUGGAGAGCAUGGUGAAGGACAUCGCUGUGACACCGCAGCCAGAGGCCCUGGCGAUCAAUGGUUGAAAGCUGAAACAAAGGAGCAACUCAUAAGAGUGCCGAGACGGGGCUAUGGAUAUACAUAUUUCACACCCAGGAACAAAGGUUAAAAAGUUAUUGAAUUGUUGCAUUUUGCUUUCAUCAAAUUAAUUGUUGUGACUACAUUGUCAGCUUUAUUAGGAGAAGACUCUCGGUGUCAUCUGUCGGUCCAUGUCCAUUUCAUUUGUUGCUUGUGUAAAACCAUAUGGGGUUUGUUGUUUGUAUGUACACAACACAGGUCUUCUAUUUAUGCGAGCAAUAUAUUUCUUCCAUGCCUUACUCCAA
Messenger RNA from Hordeum vulgare subsp. vulgare (domesticated barley), 2130 nucleotides. RefSeq names its product protein IQ-DOMAIN 2-like. The record is from RefSeq and is a predicted model, not a curated record. The transcript has 5 exons. The coding region runs from base 379 to 1833 and encodes 484 amino acids. Gene Ontology annotation, molecular function: protein binding. NCBI's taxonomy places the organism in Eukaryota, Viridiplantae, Streptophyta, Magnoliopsida, Poales, Poaceae.